Emiliania huxleyi CCMP1516 is the source of this 1836-nucleotide messenger RNA. RefSeq names its product alanine aminotransferase. The transcript is spliced from 14 exons. Gene Ontology annotation, biological process: biosynthetic process. Bases 8 to 1633 code for a protein of 541 amino acids. The record is from RefSeq and is a predicted model, not a curated record. NCBI's taxonomy places the organism in Eukaryota, Haptophyta, Isochrysidales, Noelaerhabdaceae. Gene Ontology annotation, molecular function: L-alanine:2-oxoglutarate transaminase activity; pyridoxal phosphate binding.
CUUUGAGAUGCGGCAGGCGCUUCGUCCUGCGGCGCAGACUGCGCGGCCUGUGGCGCAGACUGCGCGUCCGCUCGCGCUGCGCCGUCGACUUUCCACUCUCCAUGGGGGCGCGGACGCCCUUCGCAAGCCGUACCCGCCGUCGCACGUGCUCACGCUCGGCGAGAUCAACCCGAACGUGCUCUCGGCACAGUACGCGGUGCGCGGCGAGCUGGUGCAGCGCGCAGCGGCGAUCAAGGAGGAGAUGGCGGCGGGCAGCGCCAACGUGCCCUUCAAGAAGGUCCUCGAGUGCAACAUCGGCAACCCGCAGGCGGUCGGUCAGUCUCCCAUCGGCUUCAACAGGCAGGUGCUCUCGCUGAUGGUCUGCCCGGCGCUGCUCGACCAGCCGGGUGUCGACGCGCUGUUUGCGCCCGACGCAAUCGCGCGCGCCACGCGCCUCGCGCGCGCCAAGGAGUACCUGGCCGCCAUCCCGUCGGGUGUCGGCGCGUACUCGGACAGCCAGGGCUUCCGGAUCGUCCGGGAGCAGGUGGCCGACUUCAUCUCGUCGCGCGACGGCCUCCCCGCCAGCCCCGAGGACAUCUUCCUGACCGACGGCGCCUCCAAGGGCGUCGGCUUUCUGCUCUCCCUCAUCUUGCGCGGCGGCGGCUCGGACGGGCUGCUGGUGCCCAUCCCGCAGUACCCGCUCUACUCGGCCACGCUGGCGCUGCAGGAGACGCACAUGCUCGGGUAUGAGCUCGACGAGGCUGCGGGCUGGUCGCUGCCGAUCUCGCUGCUGGAGGCGGAGCUGGAGGAUGCGCAGGCCAAGGGCGUGGCGACGCGCGCUCUGGUGGUCAUCAACCCAGGCGGCCAACGGCCGGCAGCUGGCAACCCGACGGGCAACUCGCUGCCGUACGACAACAUGGUGGAGUGCAUCGACUUUUGCGCAAAGCACGGGCUGGUGCUGAUGGCAGACGAGGUGUACCAGGAGAACAUCUGGGACGGCGGCCGCCCCUUCCACUCCUUCAAAAAGGUGCUGAUGGAGAUGAGCCCGCGGCCAAACCUGCAGCUCGUCUCCUUCCACUCGACUUCGAAGGGCUUCCUCGGCGAGUGCGGUCUGCGCGGCGGCUACUUUGAGAUCGUCGGGUUCGACCCCGAGGUCAAGGCGCAGCUGCUCAAGCUCAUCUCGAUCGGCCUCUGCUCCAACACCCUCGGCCCAGACCGCUCCGGCCAGAUCGCCACCGGGCUAAUGGUGCAGCCGCCGCGGCCGGGCGACGCCUCGUACGAGAUCUACUCCGGGGAGAGGGACGCCAUCCUCGCCUCGAUGAAGCGACGGGCGACGAUGCUGGUGGACGGGCUCAACGCGUUGGAGGGUGUCACGUGCAACCAGCCGCAGGGCGCCAUGUACGCCUUCCCGUCCAUCACGCUGCCGCCGAAGGCGAUCGCGGCGGCCAAGGACGCCGGCAAGGUUCCCGACACCUUCUACGCUCUCGCGCUGCUGGAGGCGACGGGGAUCGUCGUGGUGCCGGGCAGCGGCUUUGGGCAGAAGGAAGGCACGUGGCACUUCCGCACCACCUUCCUGCCGCCCGAGUCCGAGAUGACGGACGUGGUGGAUCGGAUGACGGCCUUCCACGCCGAUUUCAUGGGCAAGUACGCGUAGAGAAAGGGGACGUGUGGGCUCCUUUUGCCACUGCGCCGGGCGUCUCCCCUUUGGGAAGCCCGUGGUAAAUCUACACAUGCACACACUGCAGAUGAUGUGUGAAUCGCGGUCCGCAUCGUCCGGAGGUGUAUCUCUCUGUCUGUACGCGGUGCCGGUGGCGCAUGUGAAAGAUGUGUUGUUGAGCGUUGAAACAUGAAAGGAUU